GAAACCACAAUAUAUGAAAGUAGAAACUUCUAUGACUGAACCUGGAGUUGAAGGGGGAGGAUAUGUUGAACCUUCCAACGCUAUAAAUGGAAGCGCUUCUGAUGGACUGGACAAUGCAGGUUUGACUGUGGCAAAUGGAGUAAACAGUUACACCAAGCAUAGUGAAGAAGGUUCCUCAGGCUCAGAAGAGUCUCCCAAAAAGCCAGACUUCUUUUCGAGGACCAAACUGAGCGACGAAGAAAUAAAAAGUAAGCUAGUAGAAGAUGGGACUCUCAGUAAAAACGGGAGAUUGAAGCUGUUGGGCAAAAUCCCUUAUCGCAAGCCUACCCAAUUUGAACUUCGGAAGCUAGAAGUAGAAGAGAGACUUGGCAAGUGGUAUGAAAUUCCAAAAUACAACGUAGAUAGUCAAGAGUUUGAUAAUGAGGCAUACAAUAAGUUAGUGGAUGAAAUCUAUGAAGAGUUCGGUCAGCAUUCGGGAAGAGUGGGAGUUUCUUUUCAGGAUUUAACAGUCAAAGUUCCUGUCUAUACAGAGCCUCCCAUAAAAACUGUGUAUACUGCAACAAAGGGUCUUUUACUAAAGCCACUAAAAGCUGCUUUUGGUUUUUGUAAUCCCCUCAAAGGAUGUAAGCCUGACAAAGGAGAUACUCAUGCUAUCUUAAGUAAUAUUUCUGGAUAUGUUCUUCCUGGAGAAAUGUUACUUGUGUUGGGACCUCCUGGAUGUGGAAUGUCAACCUUGUUGAAUGUAUUGGCCAACAAUCCAGAUUCAGAUUUUGAGAUUGAAGGACAAGUUUUGUAUGGAGGUAAAGAAGCUGACUCUUCUCUUCAGCAUUUUGUAAGGCUGGUUGGCCAAGAAGAUUAUCAUAUUGCAUCUCUUUCAGUUCGAGAUACACUUUCAUUUGCUUCUGAAUGUUGCAUACCGGACUUUAUUCCAUUUGCAGAACGUUUGCGAAGUGAUCGUUUGAAGCUAGUAGCGAAAGGUCUUGGAUUGGAUCAUGUGUUAGGAACUCCUCUUGGAAAUAACAAAAUUCGAGGCGUCAGUGGAGGAGAAAAGAAGAGAGUCACUAUUGGUGAAAUGACCAUUGGAAAGAGAGCUCAAUUGAACUUAUUAGAUGGCUUUACAAGGGGACUUGAUGCUGCAGUGAGCUUAGAUAUCGUUCGUAGUAUGAGAAAUAUGGCAGACCUUGAUCAGCAAGUGUUUAUUUGUGCAAUGCAACAGCCUUCUGAAGAGAUUUAUCGUUUAUUUGACAAAGUAUUGCUUUUAGAUCAAGGCAAGUGCCUAUUUUUUGGAAAGACAGAAGAUGCUGUUCCUUAUUUCCGUUCGAUUGGAUACUUGAAGCCUGAAAGACGUAUGACUCCAGAAUUUUUAGUUUCCGUAUCUGAUCCUCGAACUCACAAGUCAGCCCUUAUGGAAGGAUGGGAAAACAAAGCACCAUCUUCCAUCAAUGAAUUUGAGAAAUGCUUCCGUGAAUCUAGUUACUUUGCCAAGGUUGUUCGAGGAUUUCGAGAAGAAGAACAUAGCAAAAUGAUACCUCCAAAAGAUUCAACUCCUUCUGAUAUUGAACGUUAUUAUCAUCGACAUGCACUUCAGCCAUUGCAACGUCAAACGCAAUUAUUAUUCAAACGACAAUUUCUAAUGGAAAUUAAGAAUAAGCCUGCCUUGUUAACACGUUUCAUUCGUUAUGUGAUUAUGAGUCUGAUUAUGGGAGCUUUAUUUUGGCAGACAAGUACGGAUGAAGCAGGUGCCGGUGUAUUUCCGGGUAUUCUGUUUAUUUCUAUUAUUACGAUUGGUUUGGGUUCUAUGAGUACUUUGCCCGGUAUAUAUGAGACUCGACAAGUAUUCUACAAACAAAAGGAUGCCAAUUUCUUUGACCCACCUCCUUAUAUACUUGCACAAACUGUAGUAGACUUUCCACUUACCUUUUUAGAGUCUUUGAUAUACUCGGCUAUUUUGUAUUUCAUGGCAGGUUUGAAUUCUGCCGAUGGUGGAAGAAAGUUUGGCUUCUUUUUAUUUGCAAUGUGGAUAAUCGAUAUGGCUAUGAGUACUAUGAUUCGUAUGAUUGGAGUUGGAACGAGAUCUUUUCAUGAAGCUACUGCAGUUGCUCCAGCUAUUAUUAUAUUAAAUGUUGUAUUUGCAGGCUUUAUUAUUCCUCGAAAUGAUAUUCCUGGUUGGUGGAUUUGGCUUUAUUGGUUGAGUGCUUUUAAUUAUAUUCUUGAUUCCGUCAUGAUCAAUCAAUAUGUGGGACUCAAGCUCUAUUGUUUGAGUAGCGAAUUUGUUCCUAAACUUCCUACCCCUUUUGAAUCCUAUGAAACAUGUCCUGUAAGUACUGGAGUUGCUUAUUUAAAGGAGCGUUAUGGUAUUUUUACUGCAGUUUAUUGGAAAUGGUUGGACAUUGUUAUUGUCGUUGGAUUUUAUUUGUUUUUCUUAUCUCUUUCCGCUUUGGCUUUAAUGUUUAUCCGAUUCUCUACCAAAGCUUUUAUUAGACCAGAAGGCUCCUCACCAUUGGAAGAAGAACGUCUUGAACAUUCUUUAAGAGUUAGUCAAAUAUCAUUACCACGUUUAGACUCCCAAAGCGUCUCCACAUCUCCUCAAGGCAAUGAUGAACAAGUUGUAGUCAACCCAAGAAUAGAACAAGAUGCUGUUGAUAUGUCUGUAUUGAACAAUGAAGUUGGUACAGAAGAAGAACAACAAGAUGCAAGAGUGGUAGAUAGACAAUCUACUGAAAGUAAUAGAGCGGAUAGUUCAGUAGCUAUGAGAAGUUUUGCAGCUCAUGAUAUUGGUUUUCGUCCAGUUUAUAUGACUUGGACCAACUUGAGCUAUUUUGUGAAGGUUUCAAGGAAGUAUGCUAAAGAAAAGACUGGUCAAGAUACCAACGAAUUGCAACUUCUACAUGAUGUCAAUGGAUACGCAGUUCCAGGUAGAAUGAUUGCGUUGGUUGGAGCAUCUGGAGCAGGAAAGACUACUUUAUUGGAUGUAUUGGCUCAAAGAAAGACACAAGGUCGCACUUUGGGACAAAUUUUACUGAAUAAGAAGCCUAUCGAUCGAUUCUAUCGAAGAAUUGCAGGUUAUGUGGAACAAUUUGAUAUACACAACGAAUACGCUACUUCAACAAACGCUUUCUCCAAUCAUUGGAUACUAAAUUUCAAAGAUAGUCUACUGUCUGGUUGUCUUCUUUUUGACUCUACUUCUUCCAAAGCUAUAUAAUUGUCGUUGGAAGUUGCUCUUAUAUUCAUUCUUGGACAGAAACUGUGGUACCCAGUAACUUUCUGUCUUAUGUUUGUUUGAUAACUGGACUAUGAACUGGAGUUGUUAUUUAGUCAAGCGAUGGGAGUUUAUCUUAAUUUUUACCAUAGAUAAGUCUCUUGAAAUAUAUUAUCAGUAAUUGUAAGUCUACAUGGAUAUUAUGGCGAGAACCACUAGAGUUUUAACAAUGCCCGUGACAUAAGUUGGAACUUCUUACGACUGCGAAUAUCCAAGAACCUCUACUUUUGUAAUUUCAUUUGUGAAGGAAGUGAACUUUUCGUACCUUUGAAAAUUGGUUACAUUUUACCUUUUUGCCUUUUUAGAAUUCAAACAGUCUCCAUUGAAGAGUGUAUAAGCUGGCUGACAAGAUAUGUUCAUGAUUUUUAUUAAUUAGUCAUCCUACAUUGCUUCGUAUUGCAAAAUAUGCUCUGAAAAUCAUCCAUUGCCGAAAUGGCAAUUAUAAUUAUGUCCAACGAUUUGAAUUAUUCUAGUCAUUUGGUUACUAUCUCGUAACAUUGCUUUGCUUAAAUAUAAGGCAUUGUUUGGAAGUAGCUGACUGGAUUGACAUCGCCCCACUAGGAUCCAACGGUUGGUUAUAUUCUAUUUUUGGAAAUAGAUGGAUUCGUGUCCUUCAAGUGACUAGGUGUUCGCAAAUGGUCC
Galdieria sulphuraria is the source of this 3901-nucleotide messenger RNA. RefSeq names its product ABC transporter, ATP-binding protein. The coding region runs from base 14 to 3202 and encodes 1062 amino acids. Gene Ontology annotation, cellular component: membrane. Gene Ontology annotation, molecular function: ABC-type transporter activity; ATP hydrolysis activity; ATP binding. The transcript has 2 exons. NCBI's taxonomy places the organism in Eukaryota, Rhodophyta, Bangiophyceae, Galdieriales, Galdieriaceae. The record is from RefSeq and is a predicted model, not a curated record.